Molecule: messenger RNA, 1697 nt
Organism: Mercenaria mercenaria
Lineage: Eukaryota; Metazoa; Mollusca; Bivalvia; Venerida; Veneridae
Exons: 4
Coding region: 219-971 (250 amino acids)
Source: RefSeq, a predicted model, not a curated record
GAGUUGGAAGUCAGAAGUCAGAUGUCAGAAGUCAAAGUCGGAAGUCAGAAGUCAGAAAUCGGAAGUAGGAAGUCGGAAGUCAGAUGUCAGAAGUCAGAAGUCGGAAGUAAGAAGUCAGAAGUCGGAAGUCACCACCGGUCUUUCAGUGUAUACAGUAAAGAUGGAUCGAUUGGACUAGUUGCAAUACAGCGAACAGUAAGAAGGCAUUUGUCGUGCAGAUGGAGACAUCUUUAACUGAAAUUGAAAGUCCACCUGGACAGACGUUUACAGGUGAAACUGACAAUACAACGGACAAAUCAAAUAAGCAAAGAUGGAAACUACAAAACGGCGCCAUUCGUAUGGCUGGCUUUUUAUUCUGGGCAAAUAUUGUUGCUUUGUUUUCGUUGACUAUCGGAUGUUUUGCCCCUGGCUGGCUAACGGUUGACAAUAAUGACUAUUCCCUAUGGCACAUCACUAAGUGCGACACCAUAUCCUUGAAUGAUAGGGAAAUUUAUCGGAUCGAUAAACUAAGACCAUGUGAAACGCUGUCCUAUCGUUUGAUAGAGGCAAUGCCAGUUGGCACCGAUAUACACACUGCUCUUGGUUACAUGGACUUCGCCCAAGCAGAGGUGUUGUACUGUGUUGGAAUGAUAUUGUCCUUUGUUACAUUGUGCGGAUGGUACAAGUUUCGUAGGAAUGUUGCGAGAGACAAAUGCGUUGAUUUAAUCAUAAGGAAGUGGGUCUUUCUUUUCAUUUUAGCGGCUUUAUCAGCCGUCUUAAUCUUUGUGCCAGUUGGUAUGUUCAGCAGGGAAAGAUCGUCCUUCGUAUCGUUUUUCUCUGGCAUAGUGUUUGCUGGAUUUGGUGGGGCGAUAAUGGCAUUGGUUGCAGCGUCCAUACUUCUUCAUCUGUUAUGCCUACCAUUUCCUAGUUGUGACAUUUGUCUUUAUACCAGUUCGGAUGAGCCUUUAGUACAAGCUUCUACGAACAUUUGACAUUGUUCUGGUGAAAAGACCACGUGUAAACUAUAUAAUUAUAUAAUUGCUGCAUAGAAAAGUUAGCGCACUGUUGGGACAUAGAGAACAUUUAUGUACAAUCUUACGUGAGAACGCUUAGUUGUCUUUUAAAUGGUGUAAUCAUUGAAAUAAUAGCUUUUGUUACUUAGUUUACAUUUUGUUAACUACAGUGUAAUUUUCAUACAUUCAUUUCUGUAAACUACAUCUUGUGCCAUAUAAAUUGUCAUGUAUGGACAGGUGCCUUUACUAUGCAUUUAGAAAGUACACCAUGUAGAGCUACACCUGACUAAUCCCCAUUAGUCAACCGUGUUAUGGAUAUGUAAAAAAAAAACAAAGAAAAAUAUCAAACAGGGAAUGCCACGCACCAAAAACGUACAUGAACACAGUCAUUUUACUCAGUUGGCCUUGUUUUAUCAAAUUUCUUCUGAUGUUAAUGUUCGCAUGAAGCAGAGGUAAAUGGCGUAAAUAUUCAUUGAUUUUCUAUGCGUGGACGAUGAAGAAGAUAUUUUGUGACUCAAAAUGGAUCAUUCUACAUGGGGAACUUAUUUGAUAAUCUUACAGUUUGUGAGAUUAAUGAUGGCCAGGUGGUCAAGUUGACUCUUUGUAACGGUUGAGAAUUGGGGUCUUUUUUGUAAAAUUAUAUCUGCUGACUUAAACAAUAUAGAUCUUAUUCAGCUUUUAUGUGUUAUGUUAAUGUGUUUAACA